AUGGUUGUUUCCCUGCUUCGCUGGUACAAUGCCAGACUGGCUGCUCGCCCUCUGCUCACUCAGAGCGUGACCACAGCUGUGCUAUUUGCAACUGGUGACAUUACUGCCCAGCAGCUGGUUGAGAAGAAGGGCAUCAAGGGCCAUGACCUCACCCGUACGGGACGUAUGGCUUUGUAUGGUGGAUGCGUCUUUGGCCCCGUCGCCACCACCUGGUUUGGAUUCCUGGCUCGCAACAUCCGCUUCAGAAACCCCAGAGUCGAGACUCUUGCCCGCGUAGCCUGUGACCAGACCCUGUUCGCCCCCGUCAUGAUUGGCGUCUUCCUCAGCAGCAUGGCUACCAUGGAAGGCAACAGCGCCAAGGAGCGUCUGGAGAAGACUUGGUGGCCUGCCCUGAAGACCAACUGGCUCGUGUGGCCGUUUGUCCAAACCAUCAACUUUACCUUUUUGCCGCUCCAGCACAGAGUUUUGUUUGCCAACAUUGUCUCCAUUGGCUGGAACAGCUACCUCAGCUGGGUGAACAGCCAGUAA
Pochonia chlamydosporia 170 is the source of this 528-nucleotide messenger RNA. RefSeq names its product Mpv17/PMP22 family protein. NCBI's taxonomy places the organism in Eukaryota, Fungi, Ascomycota, Sordariomycetes, Hypocreales, Clavicipitaceae. The coding region runs from base 1 to 528 and encodes 175 amino acids. Gene Ontology annotation, cellular component: membrane; mitochondrion; cytoplasm. The transcript has 3 exons. The record is from RefSeq and is a predicted model, not a curated record.